UUCCGGACACUGGGAGAGUCAUCGGAAGCUUUAUUUUCUCUCAUGAAUGGAGAUGACAUGUUUGCUACGUUUUAUACUAUUGGUGACUCCAACACCACCAUAAAGGUAUUUGGUACCGUGUACAUAUAUAUUUUUGUAUCAAUGUUCAUCUAUGUGGUGCUAUCGCUUUUCAUAGCCAUUAUAAUGGAUGCCUAUGAAGUAGUGAAGGUAAAAAUUUUUAAAAUUUUGUCACGACAGUUGCUUUGCUGUUCUGAGAGCUGGUGUUAG
This is a messenger RNA of Cylicostephanus goldi, 267 nucleotides long. NCBI's taxonomy places the organism in Eukaryota, Metazoa, Nematoda, Chromadorea, Rhabditida, Strongylidae. The record is from the annotation of a GenBank genome assembly.